Messenger RNA from Polypterus senegalus (gray bichir), 4129 nucleotides. It is a transcript of the gene rexo1, whose product is annotated as REX1, RNA exonuclease 1 homolog. The coding region runs from base 121 to 3726 and encodes 1201 amino acids. Gene Ontology annotation, cellular component: nucleus. NCBI's taxonomy places the organism in Eukaryota, Metazoa, Chordata, Cladistia, Polypteriformes, Polypteridae. Gene Ontology annotation, molecular function: exonuclease activity; nucleic acid binding. The transcript is spliced from 16 exons. The record is from RefSeq and is a predicted model, not a curated record.
UUAAAAAUGGCGGCGCUCGGAGGCUUGUUAUUGUUGUUGUUAGCUUAAAGACAGCAGCCGGAGAAAGCGGGACCGCUUCUUUUUUUAUUUUUGUGGGUAUGAAACGGCAGAAGAUAAAAUAUGCUGAGAUCGACAGGCUUCUUUCGAGGGAUUGACUGCCCUUUCAACAGCGGCGACCCCGAGGGAAGGCGCUGCCACAGACCCUAUUGUCACUUCAGGCACAGCGGGAGCAGGAGGACGUCUUGUAGCGGCCGAGAGGCCUCUCUUCAAGAUCAAGGCUAUGAUCCAUAUAAUCCUGAAAUUCAAACACAGGGAGAAGAAAAUGGAGACGAGUCCAUUUCAAACAAUUGUAUUGAGGUGGACUCUAGCCUUCUUGAGUUGGAGUUGGUCAACAGAGCCAUUGAGGCAGUCAAGAGUGAAGUGGAGAGGGAGCAGAAGAAACUGUCCCAGUUUGAGGACAUCGUUAAGGCUGAAUAUGGCAGCCGGGCCCGUUCAGAGGACUCUUACGGUAGCCUCGAGUACGAUCCCAGCAGUUACCAGAUCAGUGCAGCUCGAGGAUAUAACCCAACACCACUUUCUGACAAAUACCUGCUGGACACCAAUAAUAAAACGGUAGGGAACUCCUUGGAAUAUGUCCCAACCACUGUGUCGAGGGCCAUCAAGGCCAAAGCAGCCCCUUUGACUUGUAGUAAAUAUACAUUAGACAAUUCAAAGCCCGUCACUGACCUAGAAUAUGACCCCUUGUCCAACUACUCUGCCAAACUUCUGAGUAAGAAAAACUCGAAGGGUCGAAACGAUUUCAAAAGAAACCACAAAGCUGGUCAAGAGGAAAAUUAUAUCCCUGUCGCUAAAAAAUCCCGCCAUCAGACCAACAUCACAAAGUAUGAUGCGACCAUUAGCUUUUCAGAGUCGGACGACGAGAGUCCAGUGGAUUACCAGCCCAGUCCGAUUGAAUUCAUGCAGGAGGGGAGGUUCUCUGACGAUGACAUGGAGAACAGAGAGAUGGAAUCCAAAUCUCACAGUUCAAAGGGGAAAGAACCUUUUGCCCAGGGUAAUGCCCAGGAGUCAACCAGAAUUGACUGUGUCAAAGAAGGAAAAGGCGAUAAGAAGAAAUCUUCAAGCCUGGCCGACAAGAAAAGUUCUAAAGCAGAUGGUGUCAAGAGUACGGACAAGAAGACCACCAGCAAGGAGGUGGCCAAGGAGAAAGCAAAGAAGGAGAAGCCAGAGAAGACCGUAAAAGGUGUCACUGCAGAAAAGCAAAGAAGUAAAGAGAAGGUGGAAAAGACCAAGACAAGUGACAAAGCCAAGGAGAAACCCAAAGAGAAAGUCAACAAGGAGAUUAAGAAGGUGAAAAAAGAAGAAGGCGGUGAAAAGCCUGGAAAAGGCAGUCAAGAGAAAGCGAAAGAGCUCCCUGUGAGCAAAUCCACAGUGAAAGGAGAUGGGAAAGACAAAAAGCCGGAAAAAGGAGACAAGGCAAAGAAGGACUGUAAGGUCACGAAGGAUGUCAAGAAUGGGAAGCCAUCGAGUAGCAACAGCAGCAGUAAACCGAAAAAAAACGACAGCCAAAACGGCUCCAGGGAAGAGCGAAAGAGUGGCCUGUUAAAAAAGGAGGUGAAGGCGCCCCCUAAAGCACAAGUCAAGCACAGGACAUUAAGUCAUGCAGACUUGUUCGGCGAUGAGAGCGAUGAUGAGGAGACUCGGAGAUUCAAAGGCCGUGCUGUCAAGAAGGCUGCCGUCCAUGGGAGCAGUAGUAAAAGGAAAGCCUCCGAGUUUUCGUCGUCCUCUUCCUCCUCCAGCUCUUCUUCAGAAGAUGAUGAUGAUGGUGGUGUGGAUUAUUACAGUUUACAAAAUGAACUUGACUGUGACUCAGACCCCAUGGAGGAAUGUUUAAGAAUAUUUAAUGAAUCGAAGGAAGUCAAAACGGAGGACAAGGGCAGACAAGCAAAGCAGGUAUCUAAGGAUUUUCCUGAAGAGACGACUGCAGAUGGCACUUUAACAACUCUUUUUCCUGGUCAGAAAAAGAGAGUUUCACAUUUCCUGAGUAAAGGAGAGGUUGAAACACCAGCACCUAAACAGGUUAUCCGACCAUACAGAAGGCCAACCCCUCAGGAAAUGUGCUACCAGCGUAUGCAGAUUGCACAACAGCAGGCAGCCCAGCUCGCCACAGCAAUAAAGGCUGAAGCUUCAUCAGCAGCAGCAGCAGCAGCUGCAUACCCUGGAGAGAAGAAGAGGAUAGCUCACAAACCAGGACCAUCCACCUUCAUCACGACGAAAUCAGGACCAGCUGGAACACAGCAGCCUAGCACCAGUCUGACUUCACCCAAUAAACUCAGUUGUCCUCUUCCGAAUGUAAAGGCACAUACAUCAGCUGCAAUUCUAUCAAAGACCACCACCACUGACGUGCAGAAGAGAAUCGCUCACACCCCAUCUUUAAAGAGUUCAACUUUAAAGAGGCCAAUCAUUCCAGCAGAAUUUGGAGGCAAGGUCCCUACUGCUAUUCGACAAAAAUCUCUCAAUUUAUUAAUUGAAGAGUGCCUCAAGUGCUGCCCCACAGAAGAGGAAGCAUUUGAAAAGGCGCUUGCGGAGGAGAAAGUGGUUUAUGACCGCAGCAGUAGUCGGAGUAUCUAUUGUAAUGUAGCUGCGAAUGUUCUGAACAAACUCCGAAGCUUGAGUAGUCCGGCACAGAUGUCAAUCAAACAGGCCACAAAAACACCUUUAAAUAAGAAGAGGAUCUCCCAUGAGGAGGUGCUUGGUGGAAGGUUGGCAGCCAAAACCAGUUUCUCUAUCAACCGUUCUGGAAAGCACCCAGAAGAGUCUCUCACCGGUGCGUCACUGUAUAGGAAACUGAAGCAAUACAUCAUGACUGAAGAGCAGCUGCAAGAGAAUGGAUAUCCUCGGCCAAAUCCUGACAAACCGGGCAAAGCAAUAGUCUUCACAGCCACAGAAAAGAAAAGUGCUGACCCUUUCACCAGAGUAUGUUGCCGUUGUGGGUCUGAAUAUAUGGUGACCGUCAGUGGAAACUGUGUCCGUAAAGAGGAAUGUAACUAUCACUGGGGAAGACUACGGCGAGUGAGAGUUCCUGGAGGUUGGGAGACUCAGUACAGCUGCUGCUCAGCAACAGUGGGCUCUCCAGGGUGUCAGACAGCCAAGCAACAUGUGCAAGAUGGACGCAAGGAAAAUUUGGAUAGUUUUGUAAAAACGUUUGAGAAGCAGAACUUGCCAGAUGGAAAUCCAGGUGUUUAUGCUCUUGAUUGCGAAAUGUGCUACACAAGGCAUGGGCUCGAGCUCACCCGGAUCACAGUGAUUAACGCAGACCUCAAGGUGGUCUAUGAUACAUUUGUGAAGCCAGACAGCAAAGUGGUGGAUUAUAACACAAGGUUUUCUGGGGUGACAGAAGAAGAUCUUGAAAACACAACUAUCACAAUCAGGGAUGUGCAAGCCGUUCUUCUGAGCAUGUUCUGCUCAGACUCCAUCUUGAUUGGGCACAGCCUGGAGAGUGACCUUUUUGCACUGAAGUUAAUUCACAGCACUGUUGUUGACACUGCAAUUGUCUUCCCGCACCGCCUGGGACCGCCUCACAAACGAGCCCUUAGAAAUUUAAUGGCAGACUACCUCAAGCGCAUCAUUCAGGACAAUGUGGAAGGACACGAUUCUAGCGAGGAUGCCAGAGCUUGUAUGGAGCUGAUGCUCUGGAAGAUCAAGGAGGAUGCAAAAGUGAUGAGAUGAUGCUCCUUCGCUUUGACAAUGACAUACCAGAAAAGACGAAUAAAAAAAGGAACGUUGACGCAACUCGGACGUAAAGCUGCGGAUGGUAAUGCACUUAGACAAGCGGCUCAAGGAGCAGUGGGCAGGGAGGCACAAGAAUGUGUGAGGCCUUUCUGGAAAAGGAAAACCUUAAUCUGCGGAAUGAGGUUGGCUCGACCUGCCCCACCCGGGGGGGAUGCCUGGAGCUCCUUGCUUGGGAUCCCGAUGGGGUGACAGAUGCUGUUUGGGAGGUGACACAGUAAAGCAGUGUUGUGUUGUUGUGUCCCCUUUUUAUAAUGUUAUUGGCAUUAUUUGUUUGUUAAAUUGCCUUUAAGGUGCCACUUAUGUUACAAAGUCUGAAAGAGAAAUGUUAAAAAAAAAAAAA